Molecule: messenger RNA, 657 nt
Organism: Dibothriocephalus latus
Lineage: Eukaryota; Metazoa; Platyhelminthes; Cestoda; Diphyllobothriidea; Diphyllobothriidae
Source: the annotation of a GenBank genome assembly
AUGGAACCAUAUAAUGCCAACGUCUCCAGUUCAAAUCUACAGGACAAUCCACUUACUAACGGUAACGUUAACGGCCCCAAGACUCCAGACAAGGAACAACCAACUCCCUUGACCAGGAAAACCGGUGUUUCUCACUCGGGAAUCUGCGAUCCUCGUAUGCUUCGAAAGAUUCACCCGGAAAAUACUGACACUGACCAGAAGGAAGACGAACCCGAAGAAGCGGAGAGUGAUGUCGAUGAAAAGGUUUUUGGUCCUCUGAGCAAAGAAGAGGCAGAACAGCUGCAGCUAGAAGCCAAUGAAGAAACAACUAGGAGCGAGGAUCUUCGUCUAUUUCUUCAGGAAAUGCAUCAGCAUAUAUCUCAGCCUCGUCAACAGCAAACAUCCUGGCUCUCUGGACAACAACCUUCACAAGUAGCUGGAUCGCAGGUUUCAUUUGGUAGUCAGUUUCAGCCUGGUUAUCCUCAACAGCAGCCACCUGUACGUAGUGGACCAUCAGCUAACACCAAUGUGAGUGCAGGGGGCAAGAGGUCCAUCACUGGUGAACAAAUGGACUACGUGCUUGACUCUGCGCCAGAUGGCGGAUGGGGCUGGUUGGUGGUGUUUGGUUCUUUUUGCUGCAUGAUCCUAGUCGAUGGCAUUAGUCUCUGCUAUGGGCUC